CUUGAGGAGAUAGAUAGCAAGGGACCAGCAACAAAGCCAGGUGCAGUCACUGCUGAGUGUAGCCCAGUCAAAAUAAUAGCAUAAGCUUCUCGACCAUCUAGCAGGCCCAGAUAAACGACAGAAAUCGCUGGAACAAGGCUCCCAGUUUGUGUGUAGAUGGAAGAGCAGAAUGUGGUUUGUGUUUGAGGAAGAAGACUGAAAAAGUUGUUGUGGUUUUGGCUUCCUGCUGAGGAAAUUCCGCGUCCAGCGCGUCCCUCCCCCCCCCGAACGUCAAUCCAAACCACUACAAAGCAGUGCUCAAGCAACAGGCGUCGAUUGCGCGUUCCCAGUUAUUUGAAUGGUGAGAAUGGACAUGAUCCAGUCUCUGGCUUAUCGUGCCAGAAUUUCCCCUGCAACGGCUCAACGUUCGCACCGAUAAUGGCGACGGUCCGGUCCUUGGGCCUUCACGAGCCUGCCGCCCUCUCGUUCCUGAUCGCAGAGAAUAUUCUCCCUCCGGAGCCAUCUGACGAGCUAUACACGUGGAGAACGAGUUCGGACGAGAGCAGUGAACGGCCGGUGGACGAUGAGAUUGUCUAUACCAAGACCUGCGUCAUCUGGUCUCGAGGCGGGGUGAUCAAGAGGGUGUUCCGAUUCGACGCUGAGAAAGAAAAGAUACGACAUGCUCUGUUCACCCAUUUCGCGGUGGGGAAGGUCGAGAAUAUUGGGGGGAGUAACGCUCAGAGAGACAGGGCGCGAGAUGCAGCAUGGAGUCGGGACGUCCAACAUCCAGAGGGGGCGUUGGACUUGAACGGGAUAGCAGACCCUGGUAGAUCGGCGACGAGCAAGCUUUCGCGAGCCUUGGUUGUGGUUCUCAAGUCUCAAGCUCACAUAUUCUUUCUAUCGGGCAAUAGCCAUGUGAUUCCUCUGCCUUUCGAGGUGGAUACGGUAUUCGCUACUCCACGGGGACUACUUUUCCAAAGACAGGUUCCCGACGAGGAUCCUAAAGCAUAUCCAAUGGCGCCGCCAAACUCGUUCAUGUCUACGCUACCUUUGCAUACGGACUUCCGGUCAUCCCAGGUCUCCAAUGUGUCCACGGGAAGGUUCAAGGCGUCGUUGUCGGCGAUUUCUCCUGCCCAGGGCGCCGCCAGCUGGAAGACGAGACAAAAGAAUGAGGCCAGGGGUCUCCCGCGAGUGUUUUCCCUCAUGGACCCUCAUUCAGAGAUGGGCUUGGUUAUGACUAGCCAGACCUCGAGGGCCCUGGGGAAUAAGGGCAGAUCGUCAGGAUUUGUCUCGCUGGAUCCGGCAGAUGAGAUCGUUUACGUGUCUCCGAAAGACGAACUGGCCACCCACACGGACUCAUUGUCAAAAGGCCCAUUGAUCCUGGUUGUGACUCACAAUGCCACGACCGCUAUGUAUACCAUCUGGACUGCGAGAUAUAGAGAUGAUCAGGCCGGGCCAGCAAGCAAGAAGAAAAGGAGGAAGGAGACCGGAGGCACGCGGUCCAAAAGAAGAAGCUCGCAUUUCAGCAUGGGAACCGGCGCUACAACACCUGCAGCACGCCCAUCUGGUGCGAGGGAGAGCUUUGGGCCUCGAGUUGAUAAUUGGAAUGCUAGCAUAAUGUCGCAUUCACAGACCGAGAGUAGGCCCAAUCCAGAGGAAGACUUGGUAUCCAGGAUUGGCCAAGAUUUCAGUGACAUCGGUGUCCCUUUGAAACAAUCUCGGCGCGUCAGCUCUUUGCUUGCGCGUGCGGAUCUCGCCAGCAGCCAGGACCGGAUUACUUUCUCGGACCUGGCUACGGGGAGCCAAAGCACUCCAGGUCCCCAUGGAGGACCUAGACAAUCGAUGGGCAGUGUAAGCAACCGGGGAAGCUUCGGAUUCAACCCUCGAGGGUCCCUCCCACCUGGUACCGGAUCCAUCUACAGCGCUGCGUCCAGCAGUUUUGUCGAUGCCCCCGUUGAUCGACUCUUGGAAGAGCUCAACAGUGAGAGUCUAUUUGAAGGCUUUGAAAAUAUGGAUCUCAAAGAGUCUACCUCGGGUCUCCCAGAAGAGAUGCUCCUCUCGAAAGUAGAAAGUUUUCCUUCAAAACAUUCCGGUGGCUUUCAGAUCCCGCGAAAAUCGAACGCUUCUCGGCGACUACGAAUCUGCACAUUACCAUCUUCUACAAAUGUCGAAUCUUUGAAGAACGGGGAAUCAUCUUCCUUGGCGGUCUGCAUUGUGGAUCGAGAGAAGAAAACAAUGAGUAUCCUCAACCUAAAACUAGACGGGGUAGCCCUCCCGAAGAAGGACAAAUACUCCUCGAAGAAAACAAAAGGAAAGAUGGCGGCUUUGGAAGAGCGCUCGCUUCUUGUACAAGCAGUCGGGUUGCAAACCUUUCCAAAUGUGCUUGAUGCUUGCAAGGUCGUCGACGGCGAUGUUUCAAAAAUCCUGGUUUUGAGUGUGACGGACGACGGCAAAUACGAAUUAUCUUUGCAAUCGCCUUGGAGCUGCACAGUCAAGAUUAACGUGCCUUCUAAGCUGAUGUUGUAUGAACCUAACGGAAUAUCCCCCUUGAUGCUUUCGAGUCGACCCAGAGAAAGCAGCAUAAAGCGAGUCAUGACAGAGUCACCUCUGGAGAUGCAGGGAUUCGAUCACCCGUCCCUUCAGGGGCGGUUCGAUGUUGUGGACACCCAAAAGAGACGACACAAGCUGCAAUUACGAAUGGAACCCAGCAACGAAUUGGUGAAGAAGAUUCUAAGAGUUUGCAAGCUUGUUACCCGAGAUGCAGACAAAGCAGGUGACAGCCUACUAGUAGGGUGGUGGGAAACGAUGAAAUGGCUUCGAAUGCAGGAAGAGAACGAAAAUGAUGACGAAUGGACAGCCAUGAUUCUUGUCCUCUUCUCCAUGGCCCUCCCUUUCCUCGAAAGCCCGUCGGCGCAGACACCACCAGUUCGGCAGCGGCGCCGAAAGAAGGGUCCCCUCAGGUCGAGCAGUGGCAGCUACGUGGACUCAGAGAGCUGGGAAACGAUGCUCGAUCGAUCAUCGGGGUCUACCGGCGUGGUGGCGCCAUGGAUGACGAGUAGUUCAUGGAGCUGGAUUCUCGAGCAAGAUGAGGAACCUAAACCAUCCAAGAUAGAUGGCAUUGAUCCGAAUUGGUCGACCAAUCGGCUGAACUCAUACCUCCUUCGUUGCAUCUCUUUGGCUCGCGAGUUCCUCCAGAGUCCUGCAGGCAUUGCAGCAGCUGGACCUGAAGGAUACCUCCCUACUGCGGACCCUGCUAACCCAAAUACUCGUCGGACGGUUCUUUCUACCUUGCUGGUCGGGUUGCAUCUUUUGCGCGAAGAGCAGAAAUUGUCGAUCGGCGAGACGGAACGUGCUGGGAAUCCCCUGGGCCUCCUUAUUCCAGUGCUGGCCCAAAUCGGCCGGUGGCUUGGAUGGAAGUCAUGGACUUGGAAAGACCAGGCGUACUACGGUCUUGAACUGGCCAAUAUCGAUCGGUGGCUUUUUGAUGAUACCCAGAUUUCACAUCUUGACAUACCGCCUGAAAUCUUCCCUCCUCCGUCGAUUUUCUCAUGGCUGGAACACGCAUGGCAACGGCCUUCGUCACCGUUUCUGACACUGAUCGAUCUCGUGUCCGUGUCAGGUCGUUCUAGUUCUAGAAAUGGAAAGUUGUGGAAGGAAUGUUUUGCCCUCACUCCACGAACGCUUGCAUUCAACGGCUUUCUUGCUGAAAUACACGAUACGUCAACCGUGCUUGAACGAAUGACCCUUCUGCAUCGCUGGGGUCUAUCUGGGAGUAUAAUCGAAACCUUCCCCGAGGGCGUGAGUGCGCGGCUAUAUGAGAUUGUGAUGCAAUCCCAGAUCUCCGCUUCGACCUCCUGGAGCCCGGAUCUUCUGGAACUGAUUGACCGGGACGAUCUCUACAUGUCAAUCAGCAAGAGCGACUCGCAUCCAUCUGCAGCACCGCCCCAGCCGGCUGUAUCCCACGACGCAGUACGCGACUUCCAUCACAUCGGGAGCUCAACACUAGAAAUCGACACAGUGAAUUCGUUCGAGGCGUCUGCCGAGGCCGACCGGUUCUCUGUUACACGACUAAUUUUCCGUGAAGACAAGCGCUUUGUCGAGGCAUCGCGGUUACUGAACCAAUCUAAAGCCCCCGUGGCAGAGUGCAUCCCCGAGCCCGACUGGUCUGAUUCUGAUCUGCUCGAAGCGCAGAAGGAAGUGGUGCAGCUGGUGACGCUGCGGACAUUAUCCAUUCCUGCCGGACGGGCGAUGCUGACGUUUAGUGGUCGACUGCCCCUACUGACGGAGAAACUUCCCAUACCCUCAUUUUCGCUGCAGUGCGUGAUGAAACCGUCAAAUGUCACAAUCAGCGCAGAGAGAACCUCUUUCAGCGAGGAAAAGGUGUGCUGGGCAUUCUUCCACAACGGGGUGUCGACGGGGUUGGCGAUCUCGAGGGCUUCCAAGGGCAUCGAUACUUCAUGGAUCCUCUUCAACAAACCACAAGAACUGACAAACCGGCAUGCCGGGUUUCUGCUUGCCCUCGGCCUCAACGGCCAUCUCAAGUCUUUGGCAAAAUGGGUAGCCUUUAAAUACCUAACGCCCAAACACACCAUGACGUCUAUCGGCCUUUUGAUCGGCCUGUCCGCAUCGUACAUCGGAACGAUGGACACACUCAUUACCAGGCUAUUGUCCGUCCAUGUGACACGAAUGCUACCCAUGGGAGCUGCAGAGUUAAAUUUAUCAGCAGUGACACAGACGGCAGGAAUCAUGGGCAUCGGCCUAUUGUACUGCAAUUCCCAACAUCGGCGGAUGAGCGAGGUCAUGCUGUCCGAGAUUGAGAACGUGGAUCAAGAGGAGGGCCACGAGGAUCUGCGCAAUGAAGGGUACCGAUUGGCCGCCGGAUUUGCACUGGGCUUCAUUAAUCUGGGCAAAGGCAAGGAUUUACGCGGGAUGCGGGACAUGCACAUCGUGGAGCGCCUGCUGGCGGUGGCCGUUGGGACGCGGAACGUCGAUCUAGCACACAUCCUCGACCGGGCGACAGCGGGGGCGACGAUUGCGCUGAUGAUGAUCUUCAUGAAGACCAAUGACGAGGUGCUGGCGCAGAAGAUCGACAUACCGGACACGACCGUGCGGUUUGACUAUGUGCGGCCGGACCUGUUCCUGCUACGUACCCUGGCGCGUCACCUCAUCCUGUGGGACGGUAUCCAGUCGACCGACGAGUGGUUUACUCAGAGCUUGCCCAAGAUCUACCGGCGACGGUAUCGGCUGACGGGGGUACGGCGGCUGAAGAGCGACGACAUGCCGUUUUUCAACAUUGUGGCCGGUCUCUGCCUCACACUGGGGCUGCGGUACGCCGGGUCCGCACAGCCGGCGGUGCGUGACUUGCUGCUGUCGUACCUGGACCAAUUCAUCCGGAUCUGCCGCCUGCCCGCACUCAGUUACGACGGGAAGCUGGCACGGAACUCGGUGCGCAACUGCCAGGACGUGGUGGCGCUGUCGGCUGCGACGGUGAUGGCGGGCACAGGAGACCUAGCGCUAUUGCGGCGGCUGCGCUCGCUGCACGGACGCGUGGACGCAGACACGCCGUACGGCAGCCACAUGGCAGCGCACAUGGCGCUGGGCCUGCUCUUCUUGGGCGGCGGAAGCUACACGCUGGGUACCUCGGACCUGGCGAUCGGCGCGCUGCUUUGCGCGCUGUACCCUAUCUUCCCGACCACGGUGCUCGAUAACAAGUGCCACCUGCAGGCCUUCCGACAUCUGUGGGUACUCGCCGCAGAGCCACGGUGCCUGGUGCCGCGCGACUUGGACUCGCGACGGCCUGUCUCCGGUCCGCUGACGCUGACGAUGCUCGACGGCGCCGUCCGUCAAGCGACAGCGCCCUGCCUGCUGCCGGACCUUAGCACCCUGGCGCAGGUCGAGAUCCGCAGCCCGGACCACUGGCCGCUUGUGCUCGAUUUUUCAGGCAGCGAGCUGCUGCGCGACAAGUUCCGUCGAGGCGACCAGUCAAUCUACCUGCGACGACGGACGACCAACCCCUCUUCUCCUUCUUCUCCUCCUUCUCCUUCUACAACUGCUACAUCUUCUACAUCCGUCUUUGUCUCAACCAUGGCUGCCCUCAGCGACGCCAAGGACAUCCUCAACAACAACAGUGUGGCAGUCACCCCUUCCGCCACGCAAGUCCAGAACACAAUAUGGGACUGGAUCUUCAACCUUGAAGCCCUGCGCAAUCUGGACGUCCGGGAGCGCUCGCUCGUACUCCCACCUGCCCCGACGCGGGCCCGGAUGCCCUGGCUCCGUCCCUCGGUGGUAGACAGUCGACUGGUGCUCGAAUCGACGGUUGCAGAGCUGACAGCAUCUGGCGAUUUACUGCGUGAUGAUCUGUGGCAGUUGCGGUUGCUUUGUCGUGAUGGGUCUGACGGGGGUACAGAUACUACUACUGCUGCUGCUGCUGCUGCUGCUGCUGCUGCUGCUGCUACUGAUCUCUGGCUACGCAGAGACCUACUUGAGGAACUCCGGUGGAAGAUAUGGGGCGUCCAGAUCGGAGAUAGACUAUGAAUGAGUAUGCGUAUGGAUAGAAUAGUAAUAUGAUAUGUUCAUGACUUCUUUAC
Penicilliopsis zonata CBS 506.65 is the source of this 6566-nucleotide messenger RNA. RefSeq lists its product as hypothetical. The record is from RefSeq and is a predicted model, not a curated record. Gene Ontology annotation, biological process: anaphase-promoting complex-dependent catabolic process; protein K11-linked ubiquitination; metaphase/anaphase transition of mitotic cell cycle. NCBI's taxonomy places the organism in Eukaryota, Fungi, Ascomycota, Eurotiomycetes, Eurotiales, Aspergillaceae. The coding region runs from base 418 to 6513 and encodes 2031 amino acids. Gene Ontology annotation, molecular function: molecular adaptor activity. The transcript has a single exon. Gene Ontology annotation, cellular component: anaphase-promoting complex.